CGCGCGCAGGUUAUGGGUGUGCUCGGGCGAAGUGUUUCCUCCGGACCUCCUGAAUGCCUUCUUCGCCGCCUUCUCCGACGGUCAGACAAUCUGCAACUUCUAUGGAUCAACAGAAGUCCUUGGAGAUGUCACAGCCAUUCAGUUUCAAAGUAUUGAAGACUCAGUCAAUGGAAUGGUUGACAAGAAAGUGCCCAUUGGUUUCCCCAUCGCAAAUUGCCGAAUCUACCUCCUAAACGGUGAGGGCAACCCAGUUUCAGAGGGACACAUUGGGGAAAUUUUCGCAGCAGGUCUUAAUCUCGCCAGUGGAUACGUGGGUGGGGCUCAGCAGGACAAAUUUGUCAGCAACACACUCUCGCAAGAUCCAGGUGAAUGUGAUUACAGGGUGCUGUAUCGUACGGGUGACUUCGGGCGGGUGGUGGGUGGCAAAUUAUUUUUAAAGAGGGACGCACUGACUCACAGGUCAAGGUCAGAGGAAACUGGAGGAAGUUGA
This is a messenger RNA of Penaeus monodon (black tiger shrimp), 490 nucleotides long. Its product is annotated as surfactin synthase subunit 3-like. The record is from RefSeq and is a predicted model, not a curated record. The transcript is spliced from 5 exons. Bases 173 to 490 code for a protein of 105 amino acids. NCBI's taxonomy places the organism in Eukaryota, Metazoa, Arthropoda, Malacostraca, Decapoda, Penaeidae.